Messenger RNA from Trichoplusia ni (cabbage looper), 3150 nucleotides. It is a transcript of the gene Dpck, whose product is annotated as dephospho-CoA kinase domain-containing protein. The record is from RefSeq and is a predicted model, not a curated record. Gene Ontology annotation, molecular function: dephospho-CoA kinase activity; ATP binding. The transcript has 4 exons. The coding region runs from base 211 to 906 and encodes 231 amino acids. Lineage: Eukaryota; Metazoa; Arthropoda; Insecta; Lepidoptera; Noctuidae. Gene Ontology annotation, biological process: coenzyme A biosynthetic process.
GAUCUUUAGAAUGACGAUAGGUAAUUUGUUACAUUCCCUCUGCAUUUAUGAAUAAGGUAUAACGUUUAAGUGUUAAUAAAUAAUCUUAGUGUGGAUUUAAUUUGCAACAAUAUAUAAAAAAUUACGAGACGACCACGGACCUCAGACGUAACUAGCCUUAUUUAAAAUAGAUAUUUGGCUUCAGUACAGGGCACAUUUUUAAUAAACAAGAUGUUCAUUGUUGGUCUUACUGGUGGACUUGCGACGGGCAAAAGUACAGUAUUAUCAAUAUUUCGGGAGAAUGGAAUAGCUGUUAUCGACGCCGACGAAGUAGCAAGGAAAGUGCUGGAACCGGGGACCAAAGCUUGGAAGGAGUUGAGGCAAUAUUUUGGAGAAGAAGUAUUACUUCCAGACGGUAAAGUCAACAGGUUGAGGCUAGGUGAAAUUGUGUUCGAUGAUAUUGAGAAAAGGCGCAAACUGAACUCCAUCACGCAUCCAAGGAUACAAAGCGCGAUGAUGAGGAUGGCGAUCACAUACUUCUUUACUGGUCACAGCUACAUAGUCAUGGAAGUGCCAUUGUUGUUCGAAACGGGAAAGAUGUUGAACUUUAUGCACAAAAUCAUCACGGUUGUUUGUGAAGACCACCAACAGCUAGAAAGAUUGUGCAAAAGAAGUGAUUUGUCUGAGAAAACGGCUAAGAAGCGAAUCAACUGUCAAAUGCCUCUUGAAGAUAAAGUGGCGAAGUCCCAUUUUGUGAUAGACAACUCGGGCAGUAUGGCGACCACGCGACACCAAACGGAAGGCAUCAUUAGAUUACUCAGAAGAUCCAAAUUUACAUGGUAUUUUCGAGCCAUAAUCGGGAUAGCAUUGUUAUCAAUAUUUUUCGGCGUGGGUCACGUAGUCAGUAAUAUUAUAAAUCAGAAAUAGAACUAGUUAAUAUAAGUAUAACUAGAUAACUGCGCGUGGAUUUGUGCUCAAGCAAAUAUUUUGUUACAUGAGUUACUAGCCAUAGUAGACGUGUGUUGUUUUUAUUUAUUGAAGUGUACGUUAUUGUUGUAGUCAGAUGAGUGCUUUUAUAUUAAUCAUACAAUCACCAGUGUUUGUUACCUAUGUUAAAACUUUUGUACAUUUGUUCAUUGUUUAAAUAUAGAUUUCGUUACACCUGAAUAUAUGGUAGCAUGACCAACGUAAAUAAAUAUAUUCUAAGUCUACGCCUAGCUCUAUGGCAGCUUUAGAGUGCUUUAAUGUCUUAUCCAAAAUAUACAAAAGAUGUGUCACGACGGAAAAAUGAAUUAAACUGUUCGUCCUGAGAUCUCUGUCUAAAAUAGUCAAGAAGUGCAAUUAUCAAACAAUUUUUAGUAAGUUCUGCCUCGUUAACACGUAUUAUCACCGUUCUUCCUUGUCACAUAGCAUAUAUUCAGGUUCAUAUACACUCUAGUUAAAGAUAGGUAAGUAGAUACUUGCCAAAGCAAUUAUUUAGGAUAAGUAAUGAACAUUAAUCUUUUAUGUAUUGAAGCAUACACUGUGUGUAGCGAACCUAUAGUUAUAUUUAUCGAGUAGGUGAAGGGAUCGCUAUAAAUAAUAGUAGAUAUUACAACGACUGACAAUAUAGCGUUAGCACAUACAUAAAUAUAGUAGUACCAUAUAGCCUUAAUAUUCAAUUGCGAAGAAAACGCAACUUAAUAACUGAAACAUGAGUGGUGUCGUAUACGGUUAUAAAUCGCUGGGUCUAUGCAAGGUUUGGUGCGAUUUUGUCGUAUCUGCAAUCGAAUCGGGGACACAAUAGCAGUGAUGUACAAGACAAACGUGUAUGCUCUAAACCCGUUUAGCGCGGUGAACCUUCCUGUUUACCUUCUUUUCACGUACAUAUUUUGUAUUUGUGUGCGAAAGCGUCAGCUUCCAACCCCAAUUCCGCUAUUUAAAAUCCGAUCAGUUGUACUUGACAUUUUAAUGACUCGAAUUAAAAAUCAUACUAUAAACAGAUAUUGAUUCUGAUAGGACUAAGCCUACAGAUCAUAUUGCAGACAGCACUCCGUUAUAUGUUAUGCGUGUAUGUAGUACUACUAUACUGUGUCGUGCUAUUCGUAUGCGGGUAAUGUUAAGCAAUACAAUCAUAUAUUUAAAUUUAAUAAACAUAAGCUUUACAAAUAUUAUGACGAACGCUUUUAACGACAGUUCAAAUAUCAUUGCAAACUAGCUUCAACAGCUAAUUAUUGCUUUGUGACAUAAACAAUUAUUAGUGAAAUGAAACACCAAUAGAUUAAUAAUAUAAAAUUGUACCUUAGAGUUAUGAACUAGUGAUAAUAGUUCUUUUGAAUUGUUAAAAAUAAUACAUUUUAUAGCAAUAUCAAGUAUAACGCACAUAAUGUUUUACAAGAGUUAUUGUUAUUCAUAUACAUAUGGGAGAUUGUUUUAGGUGCUUUUGCAGUGAUAUUGAUACACAAACGUAAUUUUGAAUUAACCCACCUCUAUAGACACCUGUGCUAUGUUUCACUGAUUAGAAUAAUGUAAACCAACAGCGUGUAGCUGAAAUGGCCAAUCAUGUAUUUAUUUUUCUAUUUAAUAUAAUAAAGAAUUUCUCCCGGACACAAACAUUGCCUGUUUCAUAAAAAUGCCAUCUCUUACUUUUACUAGAUUAUGGCUAAGGUAAGCUUCUUAUUAAAUAUGAUCGGGCUUUUAAGUUACACGUUGUAUAUAUGGCAUACUUAAAUAUAUUCUAAAGAUAACGCGCAAUUAAUGACUUCGAAUUAAUGCGCCUGGUGCGAAUAUUUUCUUAUUACUAUCUACAUAGAUUCUUGGCUUCUUAAAACAGAUUCAUAAGGUGCCUACUGAAAAUAAUAUACACCCCCUUACAAUAAUACUGGGCCGGGGGCUCUCUGAAAUUUUCAAAGAAGUUUUUCGUAAAACCCACGAUACGAGACAUUCCCAGCCAUGAGCCCCUUUUUUGCAAAGGGGUGUAUAGUAAACAUAUUUAGCUACCCGUUACCUCUUACCAUAAAACAAAUACACAAAAAACAAUUAUAUUGUAAUAUAGAUAUUUAUUAUUUUUUACCGUAACUGGACAAUAAAAUUACAUAGACAUUCAGUAUGAAACACGACAGAUUUUACAGUUUGUUAUUUAUUUUAUGUAUGUUAGCAGUCAAGUUAUUAAACGGUAAUUUUGGUCUCAUC